UUCCUUAAAUAAUCAUUGGUAAGACAAAUUAGAUGUAGUACAAGCUUUUCGAACAAUUGCUAGUUAAUUGUAUGACCUGGAGUUGUUAAUUGUCAUAUAAUCGAUUGAAUUACAUCUAAAUACAUGUAUAUGCAUGUCCUCGGCGACCGACAUCAAUCAUUUUCGAAACCGCAUAGAGAAAAUUCAAUAAGUUGGCCGUGUUAGCUCUUGGCACUGUGUGCUGCCUCACAGCUGUGGGGGUUUCCCGUGUUCAUGUUUAUCGAAUCGUCUUCUCUGCUGCCAGAAAGUGGAAGCGAUAAAAUAAUAUUCAGCCACAGCUGUGAGCUUCGAUAUCUAUAGCACCGGGUCGGUAGAGUAUUUCCUUCUAGAGAACAUCACUUGAGGGUCCACACUAGGAAGGGAAAAAAAAUACAACUCUUCUCCGCCCGAAGGAAAAAAAAAGAGAGAAAUUACACAUCGGUGAGUGAUGUCUACGAUGUUAAUAUAUUUCCAAAAGAAUGCUAAAAUUAACGUGUCAAAAACAAGUUUAGAUGAUCCGAUACAGCGAUCGAUCGAUAUUCAAGUAACCGCGACUGGGAACACAACACAAUCGAUCCAUAUGUUAAACUCUUGCACUCGGUUUGCGCUGUUCAAAAUGUAAACCAACAAAAUAAACAUAGCAGAGAGCAAUAAGCACAUAGGUUUGCAAAGGCUACCGAAACAGCGCUCCCCUUUGAGAUGUCAUGUCGCGGUAUUGAAUAGCCUACAAUCGCAUUCAUAAUGCCGAUAAUAACCAGAACAAUCUGACUUCCUACGCUAGUGCAAUCAUUAGCUAGAAGGAGCGAUCAGCAAUCACUGUUUUGAGACACAACAGAAGUGAGUGCACCCAGUUGGGCGGAGCAAUACUCCGCAAAAACACCCACAUGGGCGGGUUUUCCCUGUCACCCGUGUCGUUUUCCAUGUUGGCAGUAGACAAUAAUAAAUGUAAGCCUAGUUAACAAGCCAAGUUCUGCCAAUCAUUUUCUCGCGUUUUCAAUACAAAGCUUGUUCCCUUUUUAAUUCGAUUGGUUCGACCAGCAAACGUUGUGUCACGAAGUGUCAAAAUUGACGGUAGCCCUUGUAGAAACUACAAGAUGAAACGAUUGAAGAUAUUGUUUUGUGCACACAGGAUCUGAACGGUGCUCAACGACUGUUCCAUGUGUAUGUACAGUACAUCAAUACUAGCUGCCUAACAAACUCAAUCGACACCGCUACAACUCAGUAGCCAUUUUAUUCACUCGGCCUGAGCUUGGGCUAAGAAAUACGGCAGUAAACAUUUUUUUCGUCUUGUUAAUUUAUUUACGUCUCGAUUGCUACGAUUUCAAUCUACUUGUCGAUCGACUCAGUUCCUUGAUGCUCCGUCUUGAACACUGAUGGCAAACUCUGCUGCUACAAAGAUUUCUUGUCCUCAGUUUGGAUGUACAUUCUCCCCACAGGUAAGAUUUUCGAGUUGUCAGCAACUUGUUCGACCACAUUCGAUGCUACGAACAAUGUAAAUUUCAUCUCCAUGAAAACCAGACAUGAUUGUGUGUACCCGUCUCGGUUUUUUUUUUCGCAGCUGAUGAUUCCAGGCGCCCAUACUUCUUGUUGUGAAUCUGUGCGUUCACCUUUGCACGACGGCCUAUCUUCGCCCUCGUUGUGUCCUUGUCAGUUAGAUCGCGUCCUUCAACAUCGAGUUUCUACAAUGCCAGUAAACUUGCUUCCAAGACCGCCGUUCAACGAAGCUGGUUUCACAAUAGGAUCGACUGCAGACUUGUCUGCUUUCUAUUCGCCUCUAGUGAGUGAGACUUAACCGUACGAUUGUGAAUUUAAGCAACCUCGUGUAAUUUUUAUUCCCCCUUCGCUAGUCUCCCGAUUAAUUGAUCUCUCUUUUACGCCACUUGUUUCACUGAUGUAAUUGUGCCUUAAGUAUUUUUUUCUUCUCCAUUAAGUUAAUUGAGCCUAAUAAUUGUUUCUUGAGUUCUUUCUCAUUUUCUUUGCUUGGGCGAUCUUUAAUCGAAUAGGCACGAGCGUGCGACAUCAAAGAGUGGAGAGAUUCUUGGUACUUAGCUCAAGCUACUGCUGCUCGACAUCCUUUAGAGAUUCAUGGGUUUGAUCCUCAUUCCCACACAUCGUGUCCGGGACUCGGUGAAAGGUAAAUAAAUUAAAUGUCUUUGCCGAUAGUUACUAGACCACUUAAGCAAACUGUUCGAGUUUCUUGUGCUAGUGAACGUGUUUAACUACAAUUCCGUGCAAGUCGAAUUUGCUACCCACCGCAACAUUGAGAGAGGCAAUACUUGUCUUUAUUUAGGUUGGUUAUUAGUAGCGGAAUAACUUAAAUAUGGAAAGGUUCCUUUUACCAAUCAUUUCAAUACUGAUAUCGUUAAGAUUAAUCAAGUUUGUGAGCAAACAAUGACGAUCGAAUUCUCCAGAGAAAUAUACACACAGCUAGUAUUAAACAUUUCAGCUAACUAGUUAAAUUACAAUUGGCGCAAAAUUGUAACUUGGAAAUGGCUUUCGUGUUUUAAAGGUUUUCUCCGAUCGAUUUGGCCGCCGCGGGAGCGAGACGGAAGAACGCUACCAGAGAGACAACAAGCACACUCAAAGCUUGGCUUUAUGAACAUAGAAAAAACCCAUAUCCUACAAAAGGCGAAAAAAUAAUGCUAGCUAUAAUGACAAAGAUGACAUUAACGCAAGUUUCAACUUGGUUUGCGAACGCAAGACGAAGGCUUAAAAAGGAGAAUAAAAUGACUUGGUCUCCGAGGAAUCGAUGUGGCGAGAAAAAAGAGGGCGGCGAAGACGAAGACACUGUAAGCGAUUCAGACGCUGAACACAGCGGCAGCGAAGAAGAGAAACUUUGCGAUGAUAAAGAAGAAAAUAUAACUAACAUUAAAGGUAUUAAUUGUGGAAACAUAUUCCUGUUUACAUCGACUCGUCGAUUUUAGAUAUAUCGGUCGAAUAUUGUCAGGGAUUAAGCUAAAGUCCUUCUAUACAACUCAUCUAUUUUUAAGCGCGUCUAGUGUUUGUAUUGUCUGGUGUUUGCCUGCUAGACAUCGGCCCGAGAAGGGAUUUUUUCUUUAUUUGAAAUUUCUGAGAAAGCCAGAUCGGAGAUGUAAUAAACUUUCUUAGCGCUACAGCUGGAAAUCAUGCUGUGGUCCUCAUACAGUUUGUUGCAAAAUUGUUGUUUUUCGUGGGUGCUAUCGCUUGUAAAGUUUAGCGUUACGUACUGUUCUGAAACAACGAAAACAAUUUCGGAUUAAGCUAUUUCUAUCUUUGUGUAAUGGCUGGUACUUUGAGAUCAGUGAGUGGCUCAGAGAAACACGGGGGAACUUUAAAUGGAAUGUUUUUCUGAGUGGUCAGAAAAAACUCCCACGUAUCCUUUGUUUGUUGAACAGAAACGCGCGAGAAAGAUGAAAAGGAGGAAAACACGCCGUCGAAUACGAUGGAUGUUGCGGAGCAGCCUAAAAAAACCCAUAACUUGAGCACGGAAAGUUCGCCAAACAGAACGGCUAAUCCUGUCGUUCAAUUUCAAGCAUUACGGGCUGUUCAGUGUGUUACUACUGGUGACCCAGAAGAUUCUCCAGUCAAAAGCUUAAGGAAAUGGGUGGAUGGAUGCUUUCAUAACACGCCUGUUAGUCUUGUGAAUACCAGUCCUUCGACAUGUGAAACACCUCCAUCGACACCCCCUCAGAAAUCGUCCACCGAAGCGUCUGUCAUCAUACAAGGUAAGAUUUGAACGCAAUAAAAGAGAAAUGAAUAAAAUAGUUACGAAAUGGUCUCUUACCAUUGCUCAAAGUGCCACUGAGAACAUUGUAUUGUUCGAUUACUAUGGAUCAUUAACGGCACUAAACAUUGCCUCCUUGUAAUAUGGCUUCGAGCAGGGGUUGCCAAAUUUCAAUAAGCCAUGGCCCCUUUAUUUAUUGAAAAAAUACCCUUGUAAUGGUUUUUAAGGGUACACUGUUUAACGAAAGUGGUUUAGUAAUUUUGAUAUUCCGUUGGCUUGGAUCCCGUUAGCUUAUUGGCGAUGUACAGUAAAUUCAUUUGCGCGGUUUACGUGUAGGGUAGUCGGGGAUUUCGUUACAGAAAUAUCAAUCACUCUAGGGUGAACUUUGGUAUCCUGAAAAUGUUGCAUGCAACCUUAGCGGUGUGGCAAAUUUCCACCUUUGUGUUAAAUUUAGACUCUCAGGUCACUGGUUUUCCUUUAGGUAAGAGCCAAAACGGAGAUGAUUUUCUAGUUUUAAAAGUUUCGACAGAACUGUUUUCGUGCAGGGUAUCCAAAAUCGCUUCUAGAAAACCACCUUGAACUCUGAUCGAAUACUUUCCGGAGAGACGACACAAAUUACCAUUGCUUUAUUUAUUUUUCGCGGCUUUACUUGCAAGCUUAGGAUGCAAUCAUUGUUUCUAAAUGCGUCAUUUCAAGAGGAAAGAUUGUAGUUGGUCACAGAACAAGAUAUAUCACAAGCAAUUUGUGCUUUGUCUGAAGAAGCCAUUUAUGUCUGCCAGAGUUCAUUAAAAAAGACACACACUUGAGAAGUAUUGCUCGCUCUGUAAAGACCUUCAGUGAUCAAUCCUGACUUCUAAGCGAAUAAUUAAAUAUUUCCUUUUUUGAUAGCAGCACAACUCGUCCUUCAGUGUGAUGAUUUACUGCUUUUUAAAACUUACAGCAUUCAUGAAAAUCUUCACUAUUCACCAAAUUGGUGCGAACUGACACGUUUAUCGUCUGGUACAGAUCACAUCUAGAACGAAUUGUUUUCCCAGCUAAAUUAUACAUGAGACCCUAAUUGAAUAACAUGCUAACAUGGUUUAAAUUUCCCCACAAACAGAUUUAUUUUACCUUGCACUCUAGUACUUCAUUCGCUUUUGAAGCGAAAAUCAGUGAUGUUACAUUGCCCACUGAGAAUUUGUGGAGCGCAGCAAUACUUUGAAGGGCCUUUGUUGCCUCACAACAAAUUUAUUUCAAGUGUUAAUUUUCCAGACACGUUUAGAAUAAUUACCGACCCAUGAACGCUUUCAGAAACGAGAGAACGAUGAAGAAAAUAACCCUCCGCUGGGCAGUUUUAAAACACAAACACAGAGUUUUUACUUUGCGUAAAUAAAUUUCAAUAUUUGAAUCUUGUCUUCGUUUUGCACAACUUAACGAAAAUCUUCCCUCUUGAUUGCUAAGUUUUUCUUAAUAACCCGUCUCAAAAUCAGUUGCCGGGUCGUGCGAGUGUUCACAAAAUAUUUCUCGUAUUUUUUAACAGUACGGAGUUCGACACCUUCUCAAAGUGAAACAGAGAAGAAAGAAAUAGAAAGUCAGUCACCCCACAGAAGUUCUUCUUCCAAGGAGGAACCUAUAACCUUGGAGAGGAAAGAGGAAACGGCGAGGGCUUUCAAUACCGUAAGCAAAAGGUAAACAAUAAAACUGCAGGACACUUAACAUUUAUUUUGUACAAGAUACAAUUCAAACAUUCUCUAAAGAGAACGAGGAAUAAUUUAUAUCUGUAUCUGAUAAUUUGAUUAGGGUUCGGAGAUCUAUGUACCUUGUGUUUGGCAAAUCGGAAGCAAAGAAAUGGUGUUGUCUCGCUGAAAAUAUAUUUUGUGAAGAGUACGCUUUCUGUUUACUUCUUUGGAACAUGUGUUGAGAUUGUCAUAUCAAAAUUAACAAACGCAGUUUGUCAAGGUGGUUCCUUUGUGGGUCUUCGUUUAGUUGCCGUUGGAUCUUUUAAAUCUGAAAUGUUUUAUUUUUUCUCCUUGUUCUCCACAGCAUAACCGUAGAAACGUCGAAUUAUCGAGAAAUUGACGCAGCUUUAGCGCUGACAACUCUAUCAGCUCGAUAGGAGGA
Messenger RNA from Pocillopora meandrina, 5821 nucleotides. Lineage: Eukaryota; Metazoa; Cnidaria; Anthozoa; Scleractinia; Pocilloporidae. The record is from the annotation of a GenBank genome assembly.